AUGAAUAAUCAUCAAUCGAAAUUAUCGACCCAAGCUCCGAACAGUAAGCGGUUUAUUGCGUGUCCAUUAUGUGAAUCUCGCGUACUUUUAAUGACCCUUAAUGAUCAUCUCGAUAUCUGCCCAUCUAACAAGCAUAAAACACAACAGAAACAACAUAUACCAAGACAAGGGAACACACUAAAAUCAUACCUAUCUGGUAAUAAUAGGUUGCCUUCAACAGCAAAUGAGUCAUCCCCGUCAUCCGAUAAGACUUCCAGUUCGAAAAGGAAUCAUGAAGUGAUAAAUUUAGAUAACGAGCCUGCAACUCCAGCAGCCAAAAAAACUAGUACCUCAACUACAGGAGUGAAUGCUACCCAAUCAAGUAUUGAGUCAAAAUUAAAAGAAGAAAUUGCAGUUUUAAAGAAAUCAGCUCAUUUACCUUUAAGCGAAAGAUUGCGACCUCAAACCCUUCGUGAGUAUGUCGGCCAACAACAUAUUUUAUCUCAGGAGAAAGGUCCAUUGUUUCAAUAUAUUAGACAGGGUAUAAUACCGUCUAUGAUACUUUGGGGGCCGCCUGGUGUUGGUAAAACUUCAUUAGCGAGGCUGUUUACCAAAGAGGCUAGUGCUGUUUCCAGCUCAGGUAGCAAGGAUGAACGACCAGUCCAUUAUUGGAUGAUAGAGACUAGUGCUACUAAAGCAAAUACUCAGGAACUAAGAGGCAUUUUUGAAAAGGCAAAGAAGGAAUUCCAAUUAACAAGGCGUAGGACCGUGUUGUUUAUUGAUGAAAUUCAUAGGUUUAAUAAAGUUCAGCAAGAUUUGUUGUUACCGCAUGUUGAGAAUGGUGAUAUCAUCUUAAUUGGUGCUACUACAGAAAAUCCCAGUUUUCAAUUGAAUAAUGCUCUUAUUAGUAGAUGUCAAGUGUUCGUUUUAGAAAAAUUGAGUACAAAUGAGAUGUGUAUAGUACUUUAUAGGGCCAUUGCAUUAUUGAAUAGAUCUAGAAAAUUACUUUGGGGUGAUAUUAAGGCUUUACAACUCUCAAGAGAUAUUAUGGAAUAUAUUGUUGACGUUUCUGUCGGAGAUGCUAGAAGAGCUCUCAAUAUACUAGAAAAGGUUGAAAUCUCAACAAGGCAAGAUGAUAAGACGAAUGGCAAAGGGAACAGUGCUGAGACUGCUGAAAGCGAAGAGAAGAAAGUAAUUACUCUGAAUGAUGUUCGGGACAUAAUCAAAAAUAAUAGUGAUAGUAUAUUGAACACCUAUUAUGACGUAAAAGGUGACUUCCAUUAUGAUGCCAUAUCAGCAUUCCAUAAGGCUGUAAGAGGAAGUGACGAAAAUGCUAGUCUUUAUUAUUUAGCAAGGAUGUUACAAGGUGGUGAAGACCCGCUUUAUGUUGCAAGAAGAAUGAUUCGUAUUGCGAGUGAAGAUAUAGGAAUAAGAGAUAACUCAUUACUAUCUCUAGCGAUUGCAGCUCACGACACUGUGAUGAAGCUAGGAUUACCUGAAGCCGAUAUGGCACUUGUGCACUGUUGUGUUGCAUUGGCAAGAGCCCCCAAAUCUGUUGAAAUAUACAGAGCUUGGAACAAUAUAAAAAGCAUGUUAAAUGAAAACAAAUAUUCCUUAGCUAGCAGUGAGAUUCCAAUGCAUAUUAGAAACGCACCCACUUCGUUGAUGAAAGAUCUGGGAUACAGUAAAGGAUAUAAAUAUAAUCCAGACUACGUUGAUGGUAAGGUCAAACAGGAGUAUUUUCCAGAGGAAGUUUUACACAAAUGUCCUAAUAAAAAAGAACUACAGUUCCUGACGGGAAAGCACCUUGGUACUAGGGUCGAUCCUGAUUUACUGAAGGAUAAGAAAUGA
This is a messenger RNA of Naumovozyma dairenensis CBS 421, 1830 nucleotides long. RefSeq names its product ssDNA-dependent ATPase MGS1 (gene MGS1). Gene Ontology annotation, molecular function: single-stranded DNA helicase activity; ATP binding; DNA binding. Gene Ontology annotation, biological process: DNA-templated DNA replication; regulation of DNA repair. Gene Ontology annotation, cellular component: nucleus. The record is from RefSeq and is a predicted model, not a curated record. Lineage: Eukaryota; Fungi; Ascomycota; Saccharomycetes; Saccharomycetales; Saccharomycetaceae. The transcript has a single exon. Bases 1 to 1830 code for a protein of 609 amino acids.